Molecule: messenger RNA, 160 nt
Organism: Racocetra persica
Lineage: Eukaryota; Fungi; Glomeromycota; Glomeromycetes; Diversisporales; Gigasporaceae
Source: the annotation of a GenBank genome assembly
ACUUCAUCAUCAAGUUGACAACUCUAACGACAAAGACCCCAAUACCAAAGAUGAUGACUUCAAUGAUGAAGAUUCUGAUAUUACAGAUGAUGACUCCAACAAUGAAGCACCAAAGAGACAACUCCACCAAUCCUCUAGAAUUGAUUCCAUGUUCAAUUGA